UGCAGCACUAUAAAAUGUUCAGAGGAUGAAGUGUGCCAGAUGAAAGGAAACUCCCCAAAGUGUGUCAAAAAACCACCGACCAUCAAAACAGGUACCUGCUGGGCAAUGGGAGAUCCUCACUACCGCACUUUUGACGGUAACUACUACAACUUCAUGGGCAACUGCACCUACACGAUGGUCAAGAACUGCCAUGUUGAUGAAGACCACCCAGCUUUUGAGGUUGACGCUCAGAAUGGCAAACAUGCUGGUUCAAAGGUCAUAGUUGUCAGCAAGGUGAUCAUUAAAGUGUAUGGGUACACUAUGACUAUUGUGCGAUCAGAGUUUGGCCUUGUCAGGAUGAACCACACAUUGUGGAAUCUCCCCAUCAACCUGGGAAAUGGCAAGGUGAAGCUAUCCCAGAGCGGCCUGUCAGUCCUCGUUGAGACAGAUUUUGGCUUGACUGUGCAGUAUGACUGGAAGGAGUAUCUUGUCAUCACAGUGCCAGGCAGUUUUUCUGGCAAGGUGUGUGGCCUGUGUGGCAACUUCAACAGUAAAAAGGAGGAUGACCUGGAAACUCCUACUGGCUCCAAGACCAGCAGUGUAGAGGCCCUGGGCAAGAGCUGGAGGGUUCCUAAUGUGACAGAUGAUGGUCAAUGCCAAGACAAAUGCUCAGGCCAGUGUGAGACCUGUGAUAACGACAACUUUUUUUACAGGCUGACUACCAGGAUGUACUGCAGUUUUCUCACCAGUGUCAUGGAUGGACCACUCAGUGACUGUAGUGCUGUCAUUGACCCCAAAAUCUUUCACGAGAACUGUUUGUUUGAUUUGUGCAUGGGUGAAGGGAUGAAGAACUUCCUGUGUAACACCUUGCAGAUGUAUGCUGAUGCCUGUCAGAGGGCCGGCAUCAAAAUUCAUGACUGGAGGCACCUUGCCCAUUGCUCGCCACCCUCAUGUCCAGAGAACAGCCAUUAUGAGAUCUGUGGGAAUGCCUGCCCUGCCACCUGUGAAAACCCAGAUGCUGCCAAAAAGUGCAAGAAAAGCUGUGUGGAGACCUGUGUCUGUGACGAAGGCUUCCUGCUUAGUGGCACCAAGUGUGUCCAUAAGGCCGAGUGUGGUUGCUUGUACAAAGAUAAGAGCCUCUACAUUGAGGCUGGAGCCUCCAUCUUUACUGAUGACCGCUGUACCGAGAGGUGCACAUGCAACAAAGCUACUAAGGAAGUUGAUUGCGAGAAACCAGGUUGUAAACAGGGGUUUGAGUGCAAGGUGGUUGAUGACCUUAUUGGCUGUCACCCGAUAGCCCACGCCGAGUGCAGCAUGAUUGGUGGCCCUCACUUUGAGACCUUUGAUGGGCAUAAUUACAACUUCCUGGGCACCUGUGUGUAUCAACUGGCUGGGGUCUGCUCGAAAGAUCCUUCCCUGCAACAGUCUAAAGUUUUUGUGCAAAAUGAUGCCCAUGGUAAAGGAGUUGGUUCCGGUGCACAGCUGGUGGAGGUCAACAUUUAUGGAACUUCAGUUGUGGUCACAAGAAGGCACAAAGGCUCUGUCCUGAUAAAUGGAGAACUUACCAACUUACCUGUCACACUCAAACACAAUAUCACAAUCUACCGGUUUGGUGACUUUGCUGAGAUCCAAACAGAAUUUGGCCUGCAAGUCAGCUACAACUGGCAUUCAACAGUUAAGGUCACAGUCCCCGGGACAUAUGCAGAUGCCAUGUGUGGUCUGUGUGGCAAUUACAAUCACAACCCCAAAGAUGACCUGCAGUUGAAGAAUGGCACGCAGGUGGCGUCAGCAGAAGAACUAGGAAAAAGUUGGAGGGUUGCUGAGAUCCCAGAUUGCGUUGAAGGCUGCAAGAAAAACAGCGACUGUCCCAGCUGUGACAUCACCCAGAAAGAGAAAUAUGAGACCGAUAGGUACUGUGGAUUAAUACGAAACCCCACAGGCCCCUUCAGCAAAUGCCAUGCCAUCAAAAGUCCUGAAAGCUUGUUUAAGAGUUGUGUGCAUGAUGUGUGCCUUUACAAUGGCAAGAAAGGCUCCUGGUGUAGCCAUCUCCACAGUUACACGAUAGAAUGCCAAAGCAAAGGAGUCAAUGUGUCCCAGUGGAGGACAGACCACUUCUGUCCUAUAUCUAAGAUAAAGUUACCUGACAACAGUCAGUAUGAACACUGCGGCAAUGUUUGCCAUGCAACCUGUGACACUGGGUUACCUCCACCUGGCUGCAAGAAGCGCUGUCAGGAAGGAUGGGUGUGCAAAGAUGGCUUCCUACUCAGCACAAUAAACAAUAAACCUGAGUGUGUACCUGUUGAGCAGUGUGGUUGCAAACACAAAGACAAAUAUUAUUGGAAGGGACAGAGUUUUCUGACAUCAGACUGUCAGCAAAAUUGCACCUGCAAUGGCCAUGGCAUGGUGCAUUGCGAGAAACACUCUUGUGGGCCAUUUGAGAUGUGCGGGCUGAUCAAGAACGUUCGAUCAUGUCAUCCAGUGGGAAAUAAAACCUGCACAAUCGCAGGUGAUCCACAUUACAAAACCUUUGACAACCAUUACUAUGACUUCCAAGGCACUUGCACCUACACUGCAGCUAAAUCAUGCCAUCUGGAGGGCUCACGACUCAAAGCCUUCUCUGUGGUUGUGGAGAAUGAGAAGUGGACACAGACAGAUCAGCCAAAUGUGGCUGUAGCCAAGCUUGUUGCCGUGGAGGUGUACGGCAACACCCUGGUCCUCCGAAGUAAUCAACUUAAAACAAUCAUGUUGAAUGGUAACUUGACAACCAUUCCUCUUAACCUCAAUGACGGACAAGUGGAAGUCUUCCAGGAGGGCUUCCAUUAUGCUAUCACAACUGACUUUGGCCUGAAGGUGACUUAUGACAUGAUCUACAAAGUCACUGUUACUGUUCCUGGAAACUACAAGGACAAAACCUGUGGCCUGUGUGGCAAUUAUAGCGACAUCAAGACAGAUGAGUUUGAGCUCCCUGAUGGAAAUACUACCAAGGAUAUCCAGUCCUUUGGAGCAGCCUGGAAAAUGUCCAUGCAAGGGGUGGUCUGUGAAGAUGGCUGCAGUGGUGACCAAUGCCCCAAAUGUAACAGCACAUUAAAGAAAAUCUUUGAGAAAGAUUGUGAAAGCAUCACAAAUUCUCACGGGGCCUUUGCUGCCUGCCACAGCCAACUUAGUCCUGAGUCUUACUACAGAGAUUGUGUCUAUGACGUCUGCAUGUCUCAUGGAGACCGCAACGUUCUAUGCAGCAGCAUCUCAGCAUACCUGACUGACUGUCAGACCAUUGGAGUAAAGAUUAAUAACUGGAGGACGUCUGAUUUCUGCCCUGUUAAGUGUCCUGAAAACAGUCACUACCAGAUCUGCGCUGAAACCUGUGGCUCUCCGUGUCCUGGUCUCACUGACACCAUUGACUGUCCCACCACUUGUGCUGAGGGCUGUGCCUGUAAUGACGAUUUUUACUUCAACGGGACUGACUGUGUUGCCCUGGAGGAAUGUAGCUGUUACUACAAGGGACGUGCCUAUAAGAUUGGCGAGUCUGUCCCAUCUGAGCAGUGCCAGCGGCGCUGCAACUGUACAACAUCUGGUGAAGUUGAGUGUGAGGACUUUUCAUGCAGUGUUACAGAGAACUGCCAGGUCAUCAAUGGUAUACAUGGCUGCCAUCCCAAACAGUGUCGGCUGGAGACCGGAGGCCACAUUACUCUUUUCAGUGGCACAACUGGCACUAUUUCUGUCAUGGGGGCUUAUGACAUCAUCACACACUGUGACGAAUCAGCUGCUGACUGGUUCAGAGUUGUGGCCAAGCUCCAGGAGUGCCCUCUGACUGGUGUGAAGAGCGCUGCAGCAGUUUACGUCUACUUUAAUGACCUGAGUGUCACUGUUACUGACAAACAUGAGACCUGGAUCAAUGGUAAAAAGGUGACUCUCCCCAGCAUGCCUGGAAUAAAUAUCUUUGUGAGACGCGGUGAAAACAACAUAAUUAUCAAGCAGACGUCACACUUCCAGCUGUCUUACAGCAACACCCAGCAGCUCACUGUAACUGUGAGUGACAACAUGGCGGACAAAUUGUGUGGAGCAUGUGACAGAUUCUCGGCCGUGAGAGACACCAUGGGCUUCUCGCAGGACACUAUGCAGGAGUACAUGGCCUCAUUUUCUGCACAGGACUUCCCCACAUGUGAGUUGUGAAAGACAGAUCUUCUCAACACACAGAGAUCAACACAACGGUAUUAUCAUCUGCAGAAAAUUCAACAUUAAAUCAGCACUGAAUGAUUUACUUAAAAUAUGGC
This is a messenger RNA of Epinephelus fuscoguttatus (brown-marbled grouper), 4250 nucleotides long. Its product is annotated as IgGFc-binding protein-like. Bases 40 to 4149 code for a protein of 1369 amino acids. Gene Ontology annotation, molecular function: protein binding. The record is from RefSeq and is a predicted model, not a curated record. The transcript has 10 exons. Lineage: Eukaryota; Metazoa; Chordata; Actinopteri; Perciformes; Serranidae.